AUAUGUAUGUAUGUAUGUAGAUUGAUUGAUUGUUUGAUUGAUUGAUAGAUAGAAAUGGCCAUGUCGGGGGUACCGUCUUUCCCCCAGUUUGAUGUGAACUCAGCCGGCAGCGAGCUUGAAAUCCGCUGGACAAAAUGGAUCCAGCGCUUUGAAAACUUCCUCUUGGCUCUGGACGUCAAAGACGAGACCCGAAAAAGAGCGAUGCUGCUUUACUACGCCGGGGAAGCGGUGUACGACAUAUUCGACUCCCUGCCCGGGACCGGGGGGCCAGCCGACUACACCGCCGCCGUCUCGGCGCUCGCCGAACAUUUCUCCACGAAGAAAAGCGCUGGAUCGGAGCGGAUCAGACGGGAGAAGCAGCAAGACGGGGAGCCCGCGGGCUCGGACCACGCCGGGCCGAGGGAGCUGGCCGCUGGCUGUCGGUUUGCAAACGGCGAGGUGGAAAUCAAAAAAGCGAGGCUGAGGGAGAAGCAGGACGCGAGCGAUGAAACAGAAACCCCCGAAACUGUUGUAGAAACGGUCCGCAUCAAACAAGAGGCUCCAGACCCCGAACAGCAAGAAGAGGAGGAGGAGGAGGAGGAGGAGGAGGAAGACUACGAAAUCGAAGCCGUGGUGAUCAAAGAGGAAGAAGAUUCGGACGAACGAGUCGAGCAGGUCUCCCAGGCCACGCAGACGCCCGCCCAGCCCGCGGCUUCCAGCAACCAGGGUGCCCACCAGUGCCCAGUCUGCCACAAGCACUUCCGACAGUCCGGGAACUUGAAGAUCCACCUCCGGAUUCACACGGGCGAGCGUCCGUACCGCUGCUCCGAGUGCGGGAGGAGCUUCAAGCAGCUGGGGAACUUGAAGAUCCACCUCCGGAUUCACACGGGUGAGCGUCCGUACCGCUGCUCCGAGUGCGGGAGGAGCUUCAAGCACUCGGCCAACUUGAAGAAGCACGGGCAGGUCCACACGGGGGAGAAGCCGUACAGCUGCUCCGAGUGCGGGAGGUGCUUCAGCCAGAACCGGACCCUCAUCAACCACCUGAUGAUCCACUCUGGGGAGAAACCGUUCGGCUGCCCAGAGUGCGACAUGGCCUUCCGUCACCGAGGGGACCUCAAGGUACAUUCCCAUGUGCACUCGGGAGAGAAGCCGCACAGCUGCGAGGAAUGCGGGAAGCGCUUCAGACACCCGGCCAGCGUCCGGAGUCACCGUCGCGUCCACACCGGAGAGAAACCGUACCACUGCACAGAGUGUGGGAAGAGCUUCACUCAGGUGGGGAGCCUGGCCACGCACAGAAAGCUGCACGCCACGGACAAGACCUACCAGUGUGAGGCCUGUGGGGAUCGCUUCACACGACUCGGGAGCCUCACCACACACCAGAGGAUCCACAGCGCAGAGACCGGAGCCACUGCGAGAGAGACAAGAGAGAGUACAGCGAGCAGGGACUGAGGAGAGAGGAGCCACCGCGAGAGAGACGAGAGAGAGUACAGCGAGCAGGGACUGAGAGGAGAGAGGAGCCACCGCGAGAGACCAGAAAGAGACGAGAGAGAGUACAGCGAGCAGGGACUGAGGAGAGAGGAGCCACCGCGAGAGACCAGAAAGAGACGAGAGAGAGUACAGCGAGCAGGGACUGAGAGGAGAGAGGAGCCACCGCGAGAGAGACCAGAAAGACGAGAGAGAGUACAGCGAGCAGGGACUGAGGAGAGAGGAGCCACCGCGAGAGAGACCAGAAAGCGACGAGAGAGAGUACAGCGAGCAGGGACUGAGGAGAGAGGAGCCACCGCGAGAGAGACCAGAAAGAGACGAGAGAGAGUACAGCGAGCAGGGACUGAGGAGAGAGGAGCCACCGCGAGAGACCAGAAAGAGACGAGAGAGAGUACAGCGACCAGGGACUGAGAGGAGAGAGGAGCCACAGCGCAGAGACCAGAAAGAGAUGAGAGAGAGAACAGCGAGCAGGCACUGAGAGGAGAGAGGAGGUACAGCGAGCAGGGAGAGGGAGGGAGAGAAAGCGGAGAAUUGAACCGCAGUGCAUAGCUCUGUCCGAGGAGAACCAGGAUCCAACAAGGAUACUGAUCAAUCACUAGAGAUACUCGACAAAGAAGAAAAGCCAUCGAUAAACUUAAACUCUCCUAAUCAGCCACAGCAUUUCAAACCGCGCCUUGCUAAGCUCUGUAUCUUCAACAUGGCUCAACGCGAUGCAUUUUACAUCGUCACACGACAGGAGGAGAACACCCUGUCUUUCAGAGCGGCUGUACGGCCGGCAGUGAGUCCUGUUUCAAACAUCCAAUAAAGAUUACUCAUGUGA
Messenger RNA from Polyodon spathula (Mississippi paddlefish), 2284 nucleotides. Its product is annotated as zinc finger protein 771-like. The coding region runs from base 55 to 1428 and encodes 457 amino acids. The record is from RefSeq and is a predicted model, not a curated record. The transcript is spliced from 5 exons. NCBI's taxonomy places the organism in Eukaryota, Metazoa, Chordata, Actinopteri, Acipenseriformes, Polyodontidae.